Acytostelium subglobosum LB1 is the source of this 3498-nucleotide messenger RNA. RefSeq lists its product as hypothetical. NCBI's taxonomy places the organism in Eukaryota, Evosea, Eumycetozoa, Acytosteliales, Acytosteliaceae. The coding region runs from base 1 to 3498 and encodes 1165 amino acids. The record is from RefSeq and is a predicted model, not a curated record. The transcript has 5 exons.
AUGUCAACGAUAAAGGGUGCUCAACUACAUGCCAACGGUGAUCUCAAUGAGAUGUUGACAUACAAUGCCACUCAGAUGUUCAUCGAGGCAUUCGACAGCGUCGCAGAAGACUACCCACAAAAUGAGAACCUUUGGUCAAACACUAUAACCUUCAACAACAUAACACUGUUCAGACAUCUGCGCAAACAUCCGAGAAUGACCAUGGUCAUGGAUAUUACUGCACUCACAUCAUACCUCAAAUGGAACUGCCACAUCGAGAUGCUCCAACACUUCUUUGACAACACAUUCGAUCGCAUGUUGCCCAGCACCGCCGUGUCCUGCCUCCCACUGGCUGUGGACACUGGCAACGAACAUAUAAUGCGUCUGUUCCUCCAACACUUUAAACUUGAUGAUAAAGCAAUCAACUGCUCACCCGUGGUCAAGUUCAAGAGACGUGGCGUCGGUGUCGUCGUACUUAAAGUGUUGCAUGAGGAGUUCAACUCUCUGUUUGGUCUCACAGAACUAUGGCACAGAGCACUCAUGCACUCGAUCAAGUGCAACAUGAUGGACAGUGUGCAAUACAUCCUUGACAACAUGCCAUGGCCCGAACCAUCGCAACCAGAUGUUGCGCUCAACAUACUCAUCGGCAAGUGUCUUGGACGAUGUGCCAAAGCCGGCAACAUGUUGAUGUUCCAAUUGCUCAACAAGUGGCCCUUUGUAGCCAAUUUCAUCGAGAAGAACUCAAUCACAGACAUUAUCACAAUUGCGAAUGAUCAUGGUCAUCAAUCAAUCGUUGAGUAUUUACGACAACAACAACAACAUCAACAUCUGGAUUUGGCCGGACCAUUCUGCAUCACACCCUUGUCAGUGAUCCGCAAUAAUGACUUGGAAUUGGUCCAGUCUCACCCAAUCGAUCUUCCUCCAAUUAAAUUGAGCAUCAAGAUGUUCCAACGCAUGUCAAAGCCCAUGGCAGAGUAUGUCCUCAGUCCACACUCAAAGAUCAGAUUGCCUCAUGGUAUCGCAGUUCUCAACAUGAGCAUGGCGGCGGGAGAGUUAGGCAGCAACAUCACAGCGAACAUGGUCGCCCAGUACAUCGCCACCCAUCCGACAAAAGACCACAACUACGAAGUUGAGGAAACAUUGAUGAAGUACGCCGCGGGCUUCUCAGCCGAGAUCAUGAAACAAGUCCACACUCACUACGGCACCAGCUACAAACUCUUACAUCUUGUGAAGGCUUUGAAGAAGAAAUGUCGCGAAACAUUGGCGCUGCUAUUCAUCGAGUUGCGCCAACAGAUCCAGGAUAUCGACAAACUUGAUGAGGAGGAUGAGGAGGAUGAGGAGCAGAGCGAACUGAAGUAUGAUAUCAAGCAAUAUGCACAGGUGUAUAUAUCAUCAGAAUCAUUGGACGACGUCACAUCCUUACUGGAUCACAUUGAGAGUGUUAGACGAAUCCCCAACAUAUACAGAAUCAUGCCAAUGGCGUGUCCCUCCAUGAACACACUCAUCAAGAUGGCCGAGACGAAUUCCAUUCACUCACUUGAGUUCUACUUCAACUCCUCAACAUUUGCCAACAUGCCAAUCACACAUCGAUUGAGAACCAUAUACGCAGUCAAGAACAUUGGUUAUGAGCAUGGAAUGACAAGAGUGAUCAACCUGUGCAGUGAUCACAUCAAAUCAAUCACCGACAAUGAUGUUUACCAACAACAACAACAACAGGUGGUGGACUCAAAGAUGCAAAUUGAACCAUCAUACUCGCGACAGUUGGAAACAGCAGUGCACUUUGUGUUUGGUAACAGGAAGCUUGGAAUGAUCAUCAUGGAACAAGUUGGAGUAGUUCACAAGUCACUUGGUGUUGAGGCCAGACAUGUGAUCAAGGGUGCACAGUUGAUUGAUCGACAUUGUUUGAAUGAUUACAUCAGAUUUAACCUCAGACUGCUGGGUUCUGCAAUGACCAGGUGUGACUCAAGAGUGGUUGAUGUGCUUCUCGCCAAUCCAAUAAUGUCACUCCCAACUAUCGAUAACAAACAAUUCUACCAAUCAUUUAUCUCGAAUGUAUCGACAUGUUCACAUCCUGAUUGGGAGAGGAUGUUUGACCAGGUCAUGAUGUUCCUAUUCCAAAGCAACGCCCUCGAUCUAGACAUCAACAAACUUGGCUCAUUGUCAUCUAUCCAACAUCCAUCAUUCUUUCGCAAACUCAUACGAUGUGGAGUCAAACUCCAAGCCAUGCAUACAACAGAAGAUAUCAAUAAGAUAUGUGGUGGCGGAGGAUGGCUUGACAAGCCAUGGGCACAGGAGAUGCUCCAACUGCUCCUUCAACACAAUCUGCUCAACGCCACAAUACACCCGACACUAUUUAUCAAGGCAAUCCAACUGAAUGUGGCACCAGUCAUCAAUCACUUUGUUCGGACCUCAUUGGCUGGAUGGUUGAGCCAAUACACCGUUUGGAUAGCAAACGAUAUUGUCCAAGCCUUUGGUAAACAUGGUAGUUUGGAACUCUUGGAGAAGACGAUCCUCCCAAUCGUUUGUACAUCAUUAAACGAACGUACAUUAUUGGCCACGAUACUCAAAGAGUCAUUGAUCGUUGGACAUAUGGACGUUGCCAACCUCUGUCUCACUGCUCUGGCAGCAGCAACAACAUCAGCAGAGGCCACCAAGAAGAAGGAAAGAGUGACCCCAAGUAUUGUGAAUAGCAUACAUCACAGCAUCAUGUCAGUCGAACUGAUUGAGCGUUUGAUCGCAAAGCCUGUCUACAUCAAGUACAAGCUAUCCUUUGUGAUGGGCGAUGCUAUCAAGCACAGGAUCAAGCCAGUGAUCAACAUGAUGAAGGAUGCGCACAUCAAGAGCUAUAACAACCGCCUCAAGAAUGACAGUCCAAUCACAAUAGAUUAUAGAUAUGCCCUUGUGAAGGCGUUGGAGGUGGGCGACAUGGACACGAUCAAAUGGUUGCUGGGCAAUGUUAAAAGUAAUGUCGGGUUCAACGGCGAAGACCUUUGCAUUCUUUUGGAUGGUUAUAACACUGACUCGCACGAGCGAGACUUCGAAGAAGUGGAGAGUGCAUUCGUCGAGGUCUCUGGCUAUCUUAAGAGGGGUCCCAAGUCAAUCUCAAGAUAUGUUCUCAACAGAUUAUUGAUCAUUGCAUCAAACAAGUCACUGGCUGCCAUCAAGAUGGUUGUACAUCACUGCUCCGACCUCGACAAAAACAACAACAAGAACAAUGAGUUCAUCAUGGAGAAACUGGACAACUCAUUAUUCAAACAACUUGUUGAUGCAUCGAUCAAACGAGACGACAUUCAAUCAUUGGAGUAUGUUAUUGGGUUGGCCCCCAAGGAGGAGCAUCCCAGCGAGUUCAUCAACUUGGAGCACUGUAGCAAGUCAGUUCUCAAUCAUUGCCUUGAUAAAGGAUACUUCAGUGUUGACCAACAUUACCAAUCCUCCAAGUCCUCCGAUGUACUGGUGAACAAGCAGAUGGUCGACGAGGACCAUCACCUUACCAACGAGCUGGAGUCAAGGUGGACUUGA